UCAAAUUCCAUAUUUACCUGAAAAUGCCAGUGUACAGAUACCGAUAAUAUAGGAUAAUCAGCAAGCUAUUAUUAUGUCAUGAGUAUAGAAUGCGUAAAAUUUCUUUUUAGAUACGAGGAUAAAAACCAUUAGCAAAUCUAUAGAAAAGUUAUCAGUAAAGAGAUUCCGUGUACAGGUACAACGUAUAUAAAAAGCUGAGCGCAAGCUCCUCGAAACUUAGUUCCAAAUUUCUGUUCAGAAGUACCUCCAGAUCGUUGAAGAAGCAACCUACCUCUUAUAAAUCCAAUUUUAUAAGUAAGAAAAGAUGUAUCGUACGGUGAUCAUUUGUUUGAUUGUUAUUGGAUGUGUGGGAGCAAUCAGCCCAUAUCACGACAGGAUAGUCAGAGAGGCUCAAGAACCGACGCCGGCUGAAUUUAUCUAUCCUACCUAUCCGGAAUAUACGACAGAAGUAAUGAGACCCAACAGGGAAAUCGAGGAAAAAGUUGAAGACAAGAAGGCUCCCGCAACCACGUCAAAGUUCUUCGAUAACUUGCGUUAUUACGGCAGUUAUGCACUACAAGGCAUGGCAGUUAUUCUUAUGUCUUCCUCCGUUGCGUACCUGAUUUGCGGCUACACAACGGUUUGCGACUCUAUAAAAUCAAUGCUGUCAAAAGAAGAAGCUGCCCGUGCAUUCGCAAAUCAGCCCUAUCUUGAAGAUUUAGCCAGCAAGGUCUAUGCAGCAAUGGAGAAAUAUUCUAUGAACAAGGAUGAAUGAAGAUGAUACUGCGAUUAAACUUUGAUACUUUUUAUGUAUUUUAUUAAUCAAAUUUUUUCAUUAGAUUUCUUGCAUCUAGCGUUUGACUUUUUCAUCAUUAUUUUGUAUACUUUUCAUGUAGUAUUUUUUGUGUUUUGCGAAUACAUAUUACAUGUUAGAUCUUCGAUGUCUGUACUUGGAAACGUUUUAAUAUAAGUGAUGAAGCAUU
Solenopsis invicta (red fire ant) is the source of this 962-nucleotide messenger RNA. RefSeq lists its product as uncharacterized. Bases 305 to 754 code for a protein of 149 amino acids. The record is from RefSeq and is a predicted model, not a curated record. NCBI's taxonomy places the organism in Eukaryota, Metazoa, Arthropoda, Insecta, Hymenoptera, Formicidae. The transcript is spliced from 3 exons.